This is a messenger RNA of Panthera uncia (snow leopard), 5318 nucleotides long. It is a transcript of the gene CALD1, whose product is annotated as caldesmon 1. Gene Ontology annotation, biological process: actin filament bundle assembly; angiogenesis; muscle contraction. Gene Ontology annotation, molecular function: myosin binding; calmodulin binding; actin binding. Bases 519 to 2969 code for a protein of 816 amino acids. The record is from RefSeq and is a predicted model, not a curated record. Gene Ontology annotation, cellular component: actin cytoskeleton. NCBI's taxonomy places the organism in Eukaryota, Metazoa, Chordata, Mammalia, Carnivora, Felidae. The transcript has 17 exons.
UCCACAGGCAGGCUGCAUCCACCUCGGCCGGGGUGUCGUCAUUGGCUGCCUAUUAGAAAAACUACAGGACAAUGCAUACCACCGACUGCCGACUGUAAACAUAGGGGAUAUGUGUUCACUUAGCAUGGACUUCUGGGAGGGGCUAAGGAAGGGCGGUCUGGAGUUUUAUUGAAUAGAGCAGUGUGUAUUAGGCUGCCUGCCUGCCUGCCCUCUUGCUGUGCUCCUGCUAGAGAAAUCAGUCCUUCCUUUCCGACUUAGUCCCCAGGAAGAAGUUGCAGCCUGCGAGAAGUUUGGGGAUAAUUUUCUUGAGAAUGCCUCUCUCCUCCUAGAAGUGAUAUAUGAGAACAGAGUUCCCUGUGAAUUUUCCUGGAACAGUUCUGAGUGUCCUUAAAACAUUUGGAGAUCCUUCAACCAAAUUCUGCAGGGAUUGGUGAUCAACCGGAAGGCUCAGAAGUAGACAGUUGAUCGUUUACCUGUCCAGAUUCUCCGGUCUCCCUAGACCUGAAGCCACACCAUGGAUGAUUUUGAACGUCGCAGAGAACUCAGGAGGCAAAAGCGGGAAGAGAUGCGGCUUGAAGCAGAAAGGGACAGACCAAAGUGUUAACACAAAGGGAGAACACCGGAGCAUCCUGCACACUGCAUUUCAGCCACAGAAAACAUGGCACCUCCGGGGGCCCGGCCCACGCCCUGACUGCCAGGAGAGUCUCAGCACCUCCAGCAACCCGCCACCCCUUCCAGCUACAGACAUGCUCGGGGGAUCCGGAUUGCAGGGAAGACGCAGCCUGGCCGCGCUCUCCCAGAUCGCCUACCAGAGGAACGACGACGAUGAGGAGGAGGCCGCCCGGGAGCGGCGCCGCCGUGCCCGGCAGGAGAGGCUGCGGCAGAAGCAAGAGGAAGAAUCCUUGGGACAGGUGACCGACCAGGUGGAGGUUAAUGCCCAGAACAGUGUGGCCGAUGAGGAGGUCAAGACAACCACCUCAAACACCCAGGUGGAGGGUGAUGACGAGGCCGCGUUCCUGGAGCGCCUGGCUCGGCGGGAGGAAAGACGCCAAAAACGCCUUCAGGAAGCACUGGAACGGCAGAAGGAGUUCGACCCAACCAUCACAGACGCAGGCUUGUCGCUACCGAGCAGAAGAACGCAGAACAACACUGCCGAAAACGAAGCUGCAGAGAAGGAAGAAAAAAGUGACCGUCGCCAAGAAAGAUACGAGCUAGAGGAGACAGAAAUAGUCACAAAGUCCUAUCAGAAGAAUGACUGGAGGGACACUGAGGAGAAAAAGAAGGAAGAAAAGGAAAAGGAGGAAGAGGAAGAAGAGAAGCCAAAGCAGGGGAGCCCUGAAGAAAAUCAGGUAGAGGGGCCGGUAGAAGACAGAACAACAGAAACCGCGGCAAUGCCGUUGACAACUGGGCAGACCAGUGCAGAAGAGCCUCAAACAGAGGGGGAGGGGGAGCAGGGGUCAGAAGAGGCCGCCCAUCGUGAAAGGAGGGAGAGGGAAGAAAAGGAGAGAGCCGAGGCAGAGAGGGCCAGGCUGGAAGCAGAAGAAAGAGAAAGAAUGAAAGCUGAGGAAGAACAAAGGGUAGCGGAGGAGAAAGCAAGACUUGAAGCAGAAGAAAGAGCAGCUGCCCAAGAGAGAGAAAGGAGGGAGGCGGCCGAGAGGGAGAGGGCUAAGGAGGAAGAGAGAAGAGCAGAGGAGGAGAGGCAGCGGGCAAAGGCAGAGGAAGAACAGAAAGCUAAGCUAGAAGAGCAAAAACGCCAGCAGCUAGAAGAGAACAGAAGAGAAAUGCAAGAGAAAAAGCAGAAAGGGGAAAAGGUAGACGAGAAAAUAGAAGGGAAACGGGUAAAUGAAAAGAAAGUACAAGAAGAUAAACUUCAGACAGCUGUCCAAAAGAAACAGGAAGAAGAAAAGGGGGCCAAAGCACAAGCUAAAAGAGAAAAGUCCCAAGAAGACAAGCCUACCUUCAAAAAAGAGAUCAAAGAUGAGAAGAUUAAAAAGGACAAAGAGCCCAAAGAAGUGAAGAGUUUCUUGGAUGGAAAGAAGGGAUUUACAGAAGUGAAGUCACAGAAUGGAGAAUUCAUGACCCACAAACUGAAACACACCGAGAAUACUUUCAGCCGCCCGGGAGCAGGAGCAAAGGUGAGCGAGGCCAAGGAGGCAGAAGGCACUUCGCAGGUGGAAGCCGGCAAGCGCCUGGAGGAGCUUCGCCGCCGCCGCGGGGAAACUGAGAGCGAGGAGUUCGAGAAGCUCAAACAGAAACAGCAGGAGGCAGCCCUGGAGCUGGAGGAGCUGAAGAAAAAGCGGGAAGAGCGAAGAAAGGUCCUAGAGGAGGAAGAGCAGAGGCGGAAGCAGGAGGAAGCAGAGAGAAAAGUCCGAGAGGAGGAAGAGAAGAGGAGGCUAAGGGAAGAGAUUGAAAAGCGGAGGGCAGAAGCUGCUGAGAAGCGUCAGAAGAUGCCAGAAGACAGCUUAUCGGAUGACAAGAAGCCAUUCAAAUGUUUCGCCCCCAAAGGUUCAUCUCUCAAGAUAGAAGAGCGAGCAGAAUUUUUGAAUAAGUCUGUGCAGAAAAGCAGUGGUGUCAAAUCGACUCACCAAGCAGCAGUUGUGUCUAAGAUUGACAGCAGACUGGAGCAGUAUACCAGCGCAAUUGAGGGAACAAAAACCACAAAACCUAUGAAGCCAGCAGCCUCAGAUCUCCCUGUUCCUGCUGAGGGUGUACGCAAUAUCAAGAGCAUGUGGGAGAAAGGGAAUGUGUUUUCAUCCCCCACUGUAUCAGGCACACCAAACAAGGAGACUGCUGGCUUGAAGGUGGGGGUUUCCAGCCGCAUCAAUGAAUGGCUAACUAAAACCCCAGAUGGAAAUAAGUCACCUGCUCCCAAACCUUCGGAUUUGAGGCCAGGAGACGUGUCUGGCAAGCGGAACCUCUGGGAAAAGCAAUCUGUGGAUAAGGUCACUUCUCCCACUAAGCAGGUUUGAGACAAUUCAAGAAAGAACCCAAAGUAGCCGCUUCAAGAUGCUGGACCAGCUCAGUUGAAGAGGGCUAGUUUGCUCUGUUUUAUAUUUAUGUUGAUUUACUAAAUUGAGUUCAUUUCCUUUUGUUUUAUUUUUCAUUAUCCCAGUAAACCCAUGUAUAUUAUCACUAUAUUUAAUAAUCACAGUCUAGAGGUGUUCAUGGUAAAAGUACUGCCUUUGCACAGGAGCCUGUUUCUAAAGAAACCCAUGCUGUGAAAUAGAGACUUUCCUACUGAUCAUCAUAACUCUGUGUCUGAACAGUGAUACCAACCACGUCAGAAGUCAACAAAAGGAGAUUCAAGUUGAAAAUUGCCUGAGGAAUGUGUGCAGUGUCCAGAAAAACGAACCAUAGUGGUUUCGUUUUGGUUUUUUUUAUUUUAAAUACAGAAGUCAUGUUAUUUCUGCACUUUAGAAUAAAGCAUGGAAGAAAUUAUCUCAGUGGGCAAUUGUAACACUUUCUGAAAGUAAUCCGUUUCAGAUUUGAGAUACUACAAUAAUCUUUACAAAAUGUCUUUAAAAAAAAAAAAAGAUGUACUGUUAAGGUAUUCCUUUUUUCAUGCUGAUGAAUAUCUAAAUUGGUUUAUCAUGUUAGCUGACAUUGGUACUGAUUCUUUAGGUUGGUUGCUUUGUGGAUUUCUUUGGUAGUGAUAGCGAACCACAUUUUAGAUGACCUGAUCAUGUAUGUAUGUGCAUACACAUAUACAAACACACUAAUGGUAGGAAGCUUUUUUACGUGCUAGACUAUUAUAUUUAGCAGUAUGUCCUUGUAACUAGCCAAUAUCACAGCUUUUUAAAAACUAAAGAUCACAAUAUUAUAUUAAUAUUUCAUAUUUGCCAAUAGAGACAUGGCAGAACAGGUAUUGAUAUGUUUCCAGUGCCCGCUAACCUGUAAGAAGAAAAGAGAGAUUAGAAGUGUCAAAAUGAGUUGGCAUUUUCUAUAAAACAUAGUAUUUAGUUUAUAAUUAAAAGCAAUCUUGAAGUCCAGGCUGAAUUGUACUAAAUCUACCAUCUGGGUCAAACUCCAAGCUUGCUCAGAACUGUAUUCUAUUCUUAAUAUCAAGUCCGCAGUAGGUUGGCUUAGGUGACAAAUGAGGUCUCUCCCUUCUCUAAAAUUGAAAGACAAGAAUUUUAGUUGCAAAUUGUACAGAUUGGAAUUCUACAUGUGGAUAUACUAUGACCAACACUGGCUAAUGUCUGGAAGCAGAGAAGAAAAGCGAGCAAGAGCCAAUAUUUAGGAGUCAUGACAGCACUUCCAUUCUUAACGGACUGAAAUGCCUUUUAAAGUAAACUUUUCUAUUUUUUUUAGUCAUUGGUACUUGUCAUAAGUUGAUAAUGUGUUGAAUUUUGAAAAGCUCUAUGUCCCUUUUAUUAGUCUUACCUUUUACCCCCAAGUCUAUUGACUUGUCAUUUUUACAUUUUACACACACAAUCUAGAUAUCAGAUCUUAUUUUAGCUUAUAAGUGUUCAUCUAUUCUUCACAAUGGAUGACAAAAGAGUACUCCAGUGUCUUGGCAAUACGUUCUAGCGUAGAGAUAUACAUACAGUGUAAUUCUAUAAACUUAUACCUCAUUUGACUUAACCAAAAUUGUCUUAGUCUCAAUUCCUGCCACAAUGAGGGAGCCUCGCAAACGCCUCUUUUCUAAUCUAUGGUAUUGCCCUGGAAGAACUUGCCAGGGCAAGGCUGGCAUGAGAAGUGACCACUGCCUUUCAAAGUCUAUUUUCCUCGUAAACCAGUAAAGAGCUGUUGAAUCCUGUAGCUGUAGCACACCUGGGCCAAAGGAAGGAAAGCCACAAGGAUUGCACAGGUCAUGCCCCUAUGACAGAGUAGACAUGAGUCUAUGAUAAAACGAACUAGAAUUCACAUGCAGUGCCUAAUUUAGCACCAACUCCCAUAAUUGGAGUGAAAUGGAUCAAAGUUUGAAUUAAGGCCGAUGGUGAGGUAACAUUGCUUUGUUGUACUUUUGAAUAAGAGCUUCUCUUGAUCACUAUUAUAUAUUUUUUCUAGAAAGUCUAAAGUUGAGAAGAGAAUAUAUCGAUCCUGACUUUUAUUCCAAUACUGGAUGGAAUAAGUUUUAGGGUAGAACUUUGUUCAGUUUGGAUUUAAUCUUUUGAAAAAUAAAUUCCUUGUUUACUUGUUUGAUUACAGUUCUCUUUGUUAUCUUUAAGAAGUAAGACUGCAAGGUGACUAGCAUGUUCUGUGAAUCUGCCAUUCCUAAAAAUUUUAUAAACACUUGAUAUUUUUCACUGAUAAUUGAUCGCUGCAAUAAAUAUAUAUUGUGAAAAUGCAUCCACAAUAAAUGGAAUUCCUCCAAA